This is a messenger RNA of Brenthis ino (lesser marbled fritillary), 5364 nucleotides long. The record is from the annotation of a GenBank genome assembly. NCBI's taxonomy places the organism in Eukaryota, Metazoa, Arthropoda, Insecta, Lepidoptera, Nymphalidae.
AUGGCAUCGGGCACAUCUUCUUUAGAAAGCAAUGGGAGUAAUGAAUCAAUAUCCCACAGUUACGUGAGUAACGAACGUCAUAAUGCUGCCCAAAUACCAUCUUUACCCAUUGACUAUGAUCUAUCAUCAUCUCAGUGCUAUGAGAAACCGACCUACACAAGUCAUACACAUGCCAUGAGCGCCCCAUAUGAGUUGGGGAAUUAUGAUGUGAUCAAUAAACAGGCCAAUGAAAAUUUAAAGCAGCAAUGUGACAAGGCUCAGCACGAACUAAACCAGUUAAGACGACAGUACACAGAGACUUCCAGACGAUGUGAACAUGUUAUGAAGGAGUUGGAAUACUUCCGUGGUCAGCAUCGGGCAGCUAUGAAUCAGCUCGAGGUGUCCGCGCAGGAGACAAGCAGUCUUCGCGGCAAGUAUGGGGACCUGUUAAACGAUAAUCAACGACUCGAGCGUGAGAUCCAACACCUGCAGCAGAACAGCGGCGCGGAGGGCGCGGAUGCGCUCGUGCACACGCUGAGGAAAUACGACGCUCUCAAGGAAGAGUUCGAAUGUUUCCAAAAGAGAUAUGAUGAUUUAAUAGAGAAUCACAACACAACUCUGGAGAACCUUCGAAUAGUCCAAGAAGAGAACAGCAGGCUCAAAACACAGUGUCAUGAACUCACUCAAGAGAGAAACUCUGUGAUACGAGAGCGCAACGCGCUGAAGCAGCAGGUGGCGAGCGUGGUGCGGCAGUGGGAGGGCGGCGUGCGCGAGCGCGCCGACAUCAAGCGCCUCACCGACGAGCGCAACGCCGCCAUGGCCGAGUACACGCUCAUCAUGAGCGAGAGGGACACGGUGCACAAGGAGAUGGAGAAGCUGUCGGACGACCUGCAGGCGGCGCUGAAGCGCGUGGCGGCGCUGGAGGCGGCGCUGCAGGCGUCGCGCGAGGAGCAGCGCGCCACCGCGCUGCAGGCGGAAAGUCUUCGUCGCGAGAUAGAGUCGGCGCUGCUGGAGCGCGACCGCGCCAUCAAGGAGUGCACUGAUCUCAAGACGCCACAGAACACCUCCACGCUCGGCAAGUCUAGGCAAGAUAAUUCAGCAUAUCACCACUUGGGCCUGUCGAGCGGAGUCGGCACGGACGGGUUCCUCAACGGUCAGCAUUCUAAUGAUCCCUCUAUGGAUAAAUUGCAAGGCGCGUGCGGCGCGGCGGAGGCGGGCGCGCGCGUGGACGACGUGGAGCUGGCCAACCAGGAGAUCGAGCGCCUGCGCGCGCGCGCGCAGCGCCUCGCGCACGACCUGCACGACGCGCACCGCGAGGCUGAGGUCUCCAAACGUAGAAGAGACUGGGCCUUCGCUGAAAGAGACAAAUUGUUGCAAGAGCGAGAAAGCGUCAAAGCGUUGUGUAACCGAUUAAGAAAAGAACGAGACCAGAUGGUGGGCGAGCUGGCGGAGGCGCGGCGCCACGGCGGCAAGAAGGACGGCAAGGAGGGCAAGGCGCCGCGCCCGCGCUCGCACGACGACGCCUGCCGCGCGCCGCACCACGCGCACCGCGGGGAGGACGUGCAGGACUUCGAGUGGGAGACGAUCUCGGUGGAGCUGUGCGGCGCGGGCGCGGACGGCGCGCCGGGCCUGGAGCUGCGCGGCGGCCGCGACGAGCCCGCCUACCCCAACGACUGCAGCGUCUACGUCACCGCCGUCAAGAGGGGCUCCGUCGCCGACGGGAAGAUCAAGGUGCUGGACCGCAUAGCGGAGGUGUGCGGCGUGUCGCAGUGGGCGCGCAGCUCGGCUUGCGCGGCGGCGCUGCGCGGCGCGCUCGCGCGCGGGCCCGUGCCGCUGCGCCUGCAGCGCGCCCGCGCCGCGCGCACGCUGCUGCGCAUCGCCGGCGGCGGGCACAGCGGCCUCACGCUGCAGCAAGGUAUUUUCAUAAGUAAAAUAGCUUGUGGUAGCGCCGCCGCGAAGGAGGGGAAUGUGUACGUCGGCGACAGAGUUGUUAGCAUAAACAACUGCUCGCUGGAAGGCAUAAAGAGCGUGUCGGAGGCGACGGCGCUGCUCAACGACUGCCACUACGACUGCGUGCUGCUCACCGUGCUGCGCCCGCUCUACCCGUGCUGCGACCCGAGGAACAGGCUCUCGCUGUACGAGCAGUCGUACAGCGACAACAAGAUGGUGAACAUCUGCUCCCAGACCGAAGACAGCAGCUGGGGCGCGUUCGUGCCGCCGCCCCCCGAGCCUAAGGUGCAUGUAGAGCAUGGGGUGGCGGAUUUCGACAGGCGCUACGUGUACCACGUGGCGGCCGGCAGCCAGGGCAAGAUACACCAGGAGAGAGUGCAAACGAUCACAAGUAUCGCGUCGCGUGUUGCAGGCACUUGGGACAUGAUCCGGGGGAAGAUCGAAGCUGUGACCGGCGGCGGCAAGGGCAAGGACAAGCAGAGCAAGGUACCAGAGUCGGAUGCUAUCGCUGAGUUAGAUUCUGUUAUCGACAGCUAUCAUGGAAAGACGAUCAAAGAAACGAGCAGUGUUUUAAAGCGAUCGCGAAGAAAAAAUAAAGAAGCUCAGAAUGACGCAAAAAAUGGAGGGACUUGGCCCAAAGCUAGAGCCAAUUUCAUACUAGAAGAUAACGCUACUGGGACCAUCGUGCAGCCUCGCUCGAGAAAAGAGAGGCCCCCUUUAUCUAUAUUACUCAGUCCGCCAACAAAACUGCCGCCCGAGCCACAAAGGUCGAACACAAAUAGAAACUCGAACCCCAUACCAUUAGGGCAUGUGCCCUUGACCCAAGUGACCACCCCGGCGCGACACUCCGUCUACAAAUCCAUAGAGUCAAGUCCUGCUAUUGAACAUUUUCCAAAACCCGCCCCUUUAACGAUACACAAACCUUUUGCUCCUAACAGUGUGCCAUUUGAACAGAAUCGCUCGAUGGAAAAAGAGAAACUUUCUAUAAGUGAUUAUGAACAAGAUGUAACACCGAAUAGAUUAAGCUUAGUUCUAAACCCUUCAGAGGAUUCGCUUUUUUAUCAACCGGCUAUGCGGAAUCGUACAAAGAGUCCCCACUCUUUAGACUUUAUGGUCAAUAAAGGCCCCAACUCUCUCGAUUUCGUUUCGAGAAAAUCCCCCAGUUCACUCGAUCAUUCGAUUAAAAAUCACACAGGGAAAGACAUUCUCGAUCAGUUUUAUUCGUCAAAGAAGGCGUCGUCGCCUAAAACAGUGAAUAAAUAUCCAUCUGACAGUGAUAGUUUCGGUCCAGACAGCUUGAAUAGUAAUGCAAACUUUCCAAUGACGGGAACUUUGCCAUCGCAAUCACGACUUCAAUCCCAAUACUACAGAGGGCCGUUCACGAACUCGAACCCACAUACCUCGAGUCGCUAUAACCAUUUAUCAAGCCCAACAAACAUACCACAGAGCCAAUCGGGAGAGAGUAUCGGAACAAGCUACGACAUGCACUCUUUUACGUCGCACACACACAACAUGUCUGACUUACAACCCGUCCCACGAGUAAAUCGAGAAUACCAUCACACAUACGAAGGUGGCACAUUUCCAAGAAAAAAAGAAAACCAAAGGUUCCGAAUACCUUCUAAUCCGAGUGUGACAUCAAAAAAUUCCGCGGGAAAACUUAGCACAGGUUCAAUAGAGCGGAGUUCAGAAAGAAACUCGCCAAUGCCGACAUUUCACGUAGAAGUGUUAAGCCCUGGACGAGGAGCGAAGCAACUGACUCACAAAACUAGAAACUCAAUGCCUGAAUACUGUGGGUUAGGGUGGAACAAACCUUUGCCAGGGGAAUUAAGGCGAGUUCACAUUGACAAAAGUCAACAGCCUCUAGGUAUUCAAAUAUACUGCCCACCCAGUAGUGGAGGAGUUUUUGUGUCGACUGUCAACGAAAACUCUUUGGCCAGCCAAGUCGGCUUACAAAUUGGCGAUCAGUUGCUAGAAGUGUGUGGAAUCAAUAUGCGCUCAGCGACCUAUACACUCGCUGCAAGUGUUUUACGCCAAAUCGGCAAUUCAAUAACCAUGCUAGUGCAAUACAGUCCUGAAAAAUAUAAGGAUGAAAUGGAAGUGCCAGGCAGUUCGUCUUCUGGAGACAGUUCUCAUGAUGAAGAGGUUUCCUUAUCAGGGUCUCCAACUCCUCGGAAUUCUCCCGGUCCCCAACAGUCUUUACGAAUGGACGUGCCGUCGACAGAAGCGGCGACGUUGAGACUAUCGCAAGGGAAGGAUUUGCCUAGGUUUUUGUUAAUCGAAAUGAGGAAUUGUUCAGAUUUGGGGAUAAGUUUGGUGGGUGGUAAUGCGGUUGGCAUUUUCGUGCAUAGUGUUCAAAUUGAUUCUCCUGCGUAUAUAGCGGGUUUGAGGACGGGAGAUCAGAUUUUAGAGUACAAUAAUGUAGAUUUAAGACGAGCCACCGCGGAACAGGCUGCUUUGGAGUUGGCGAAACCUGCUGAUAAAGUGAGCGUACUAGUCCGACACGAUCUCCAACAAUACCACGAAAUCAAAGACAAACCAGGCGAUGCCUUUUACAUUCGAGCGGGUUUCGACCGUUGUGCCAAAAUCGCCUCAAUAGGCAUGGACACCAUAGACGAGUUUUCUCUAUGGUUUAGAAAAGAUGAAGUGCUGUUUGUGGAUAACACAUUGUUUAAUGGUGCCCCGGGGCUGUGGCGCGCCUGGCAGCUAGACUGUAAGGGGGUUAAACGACAUUGGGGCACUAUACCCAGUAAAUUUAAGGUGGAAGAAAUUCUCCGUCGUUCAAUGGGUACGCUGGACAACGAUGCGCAGCGGCGAGCCUCCAGUACUGCGAGGAGAUCGUUCUUCCGACGUAAGAAGCACAGGGACAGCAAGGAGCUGGCGUCCUUCUCUAACACCGAGUUGGGGUGCUGGAGCGACUCCGGGACCCUCGCUGAUGAUAUACCGCCUCUGAGUUACCAGCGAGUGGAGAAACUGCAUUACGGCAGCCGGCGGCCGGUGGCGGUGCUGGGCCCGCUGCGCGAGUGCGUGGCUGGCAAGCUGGUGUCGGACUGGCCGCACGUGUUCGCGCGCGCGCGCCCCGAUCCGCGCGCGCUGCGCGACCGCGCCGACCAGGGUAUCCACUGCAUAAUCGACGUGAGCGUGCCGACGAUAGAGAAAUUACACAAACAUCAGAUAUACCCGAUAGUUCUAUUCAUUAAGUUUAAGUCGUUCAAACAAAUAAAAGAAGUGAAAGACACGAGGUAUCCAGCGGACAAAGUGUCGGCGAAGGCGGCCAAAGAAAUGUACGAGCACGGGCUGAAAGUGGAAAAUGAAUAUAGGAAUUUUAUAUCUGCUGAAAUACCAGCAGGCGUAAAUAUCGCUUACAUGUGCACACAAAUCAAGGAGGCCGUGGAAGAGGAGCAGAACAAAACACUGUGGGUGCCCUCUGCGCAAGCC